AGGCAGCCAGCCAGAGACAAUGAGGCUGGGAAGCUGCUGGGUCGUCUGCGUCCUCCUCUUGCUUCAGACGCGGCCCCAGGUCCCCGAAGCAGCUGGCACCUUUGAGCUACAGAUCCGGCUGAUGCACAAUGAGCGGGGGGUGCUGGCGGACGGGCGCUGCUGCCGGGGCGGGGCACAGCUGCCAUGUCCCGCUGGGGUGCAGUGUCAGACUUACUUCCGGGCCUGCUUGAAGGAGUAUCAGCUGCGUGUCCUCCCUGGGGGGCCCUGCGUGCUGGGGGCCGGCGCCACUCCCGUGCUGGGGGGCAACACGUUCACAGCCAAGCCCAGGAGGGGCGCAGAGCAUGCGGGCAGGAUCACCAUGCCGUUCCAGUUCGCCUGGCCGCGUUCGUACUCACUGAUCCUGGAAGCCUGGGAUGCUGACAACAUCACCGGCCCUGGAACCCCAGGCGGGGGGUCCCUGGUGGAGCGGGUGACACGGUCGGGGAUGCUGAACCCGGGCGAGGGCUGGCAGGAUUUCCAGCACCACGGGCGGGGCACGGCGCUGGAGUACCGGCUGCGGGUGCGCUGCGCCCCCCACUACUACGGCGCCGCCUGCAACCGCCUGUGCCGGCCCCGCGACGACUUCUUCGGCCACCACGGCUGCGACGCCGCUGGCAGUAAGGUCUGCCUGGACGGCUGGAUGGGAGAGGAGUGCACUCGGGCCAUUUGCCACCAGGGCUGCGACGAGCUACACGGCUUCUGCGAGGAGCCUGGAGAAUGCAAGUGUCACUACGGCUGGACGGGCUCCAACUGCGACAAGUGUAUCCCCUUCCCCGGCUGCCUCCACGGGACCUGCACCGAGCCCUGGAAGUGCGACUGUGACACCAACUGGGGCGGGCUGCUGUGUGACAAGGACCUGAACUACUGUGGCUCCCACCAGCCCUGCCGGAACGGCGGCACCUGCACCAACGCGGAGCCGGACGAGUACCAGUGCCUGUGCCCCGCGGGCUUCCGGGGCCGGGACUGCGAGAGGGGGCUGGACGAGUGUCUGCCGGAGCCCUGCGCCCACGGCGGAACCUGCCACCCCCUCCCGGAUGGGUUCAGCUGCACCUGCCCGCCCCAAUGGACCGGUAAAACCUGCCAGCUGGAUGCCGACGAGUGUGAGCGGGAGCCCUGCGUGCACGCCCGGGGCUGCAAAAACCUCAUCGGGGGCUACUUCUGUGACUGCUUGGAGGGCUGGGCCGGCCCCAACUGUGAGACCAGAGACGACGGUUGCCAGGGGCGGUGCCGCAAUGGGGGGCAGUGCCAGGCGGUGGGUACCGGGCACGUGUGCUCCUGCCCCGCUGGCUACACGGGCGCGGCCUGCGAGACGGAGCUGGGCGGCUGCGCCAGCACCCCCUGCCAGCAUGGAGCCCGCUGCCAGGAGACGCCAGGGCAGGGGGUGGCGUGUAGCUGCCCGCCUGGCCUCAGCGGACCCUUCUGCGAGGUCUGGCUGGAUCUCUGCUCCCCGAACCCCUGCCCCAGAGGGGCUUCAUGCCUGGGUGGGGCAGGCAGCUACGUGUGCUCCUGCCCGGAGGGGGGCUGCGCAGAGGCCGCCGGCCAGACCCUGCUUUAUGCCCUGCUACCCCUGGCGCUGUUGCCCCUCCUGGCCACCCUGCUCUGCGCCCUCCUGGCGCUGUGGACCCGCCGGAAAGGCCGGGCGCUGCCCCCGCAGGAGCUGCUGGCCAACAACGCCCCACACCUCAUCCACAAUGCCACCCGGGGGGACCACGGCCAGCCCCUGGACAAGGGGGGGCUGCCCUUCCCCCUGCCCCGCGGCCUCCCCAAGACAGACAUCUCCAACCUGGAGAGAGCCAAGCUCAACGAACUCAACGUGCCGGCCGGCCUGGAGCCCAAGCUCUGAUCCAGCGUGGGGGGAGAGCGGGCUGGACCCACGUUGCCCCCCGAUGCUGCGGUAUAAGGGGACCGGGGUGGGGCUCGGCCCUGCACUGGGGACCCUUAUGCCGCCUGAUUCCCCCCAGCUCUGCUAAAGCACCUUAACCGCCCCUCCAUGCCAGGGGGGCACAUUCGCUCUCCUCACCCCACCAGGCCAGUGUGGGUCAAACCCAGAGGGGCGCCCCCUGGAGGGGGGGUAAUUCAGACCAGCCGGUUGAGGCUUCCCCAGUUCAUCACACAGGUGGAAGCUCGCCAGGGGAGGGGAACCGGAUGCCCAUGGUAGCUGGGUCACCACCUCGAAGGAGCCUGGCCUGCCAGCAAUCUGCAGCCGGGGGUGGGCGCAGUACCCCUGCCAGCUGCUCCAGCGCAAGGUAACAGGCUGGCUGGCGAGGAUUCCCUGCCAGGCUGCAUGGCCUUGGCCAGUGAGCUGCACGGUGGAAGUGGAAUGGGCACAAGGGAAACUCAACUGGUAUAUUGUGGGCAACUGGCUGGCUUGGGGGAUGGGACACGGGGCCUUUCCCCUCUAGAGGCGCCGGCCCCGUUCCCCCUGAAAUUCAUUCCCAGUGUCAGCGUGAAGCAAGUUUGCAGGACUCAGCCCAGUUCCUAGCGGGACCAGUGUCCACAUCCCUCCUGUUCAGCCCUCACUCCUGUGUCUGUGCUCCAUGAACAGAGACCAGAUCUGCCCACUCCCAGGAGCUCCAAGCCCCACCAUCCACCCCCACCCAUCACCCAGCCCCAUCUGCUUCUGUUCUGAGAAGUGCGUUGGUCCCGCGCUAGGCCCCUCUGUCUUCGAGCCACCCACUUGGGAAGGAGUAGCUGAGGCUGGAGGGAAAUUUUCCAUCUAAAUCAUUUUUCUCUACAGGAAAUUGGGUUUUCGACCAAAGGAAAUUUGUCUCAAAAAGCACCUGCUCCCCAGGGAAGAUGCCACAAAAAUCAAACACCCAGACACCAAAAUAUUUCAAUUUAGAAGUGGCACCCCUGUGUCUCAUGGGAGUCGUAGUUCAGUUGCCUCAUGCUUCUCUUCUCUAUAGGCUGGGCUUUGCCAUUGGAAUACAUUUCCCAUGAUGCAGCAUGGCCAGGGACACCCCUAGUACAUCAUAGGAGAGGUAGUACAACCAGGCAGCCUGGACUACAGAGAAUGGGAGCGUGGUGAGGCAAUGGAAACUACAUCUCCCAUGAUGCACCACAGAGUCCCUUGGUGGAGAGGCAGUUGCAUCUGAGGAGCGCCUGGCUACGGUGUGUCAUGGGAGAUGGAGUCUGGCUGGGGAGCCUGGCGAAUAGAGAAUGAGAGCUUAUGGCACUUGGACUACAUCUCCCAUGAUGCACCAUGACCUCUCAUCUUGGCCAUGUGGUUGCAUCAUGGGAGAUAUAGUCCAGUUGGAGAGCCCAGGCCAUAGAGGUAAAUAGGAGCAUGUAGCAACAGAACUACAUCUCCCAUGAUGCACCGCAGCAGCAUUUCCAAAGCUAUUGCAGUAUUUGGAGUUUCUGCCAGAAAUCAACAUUUUCCAUGGAAACCCCCCCCACCCCCAUUUUCAAUCAGCUCUUUAUCUAGGGGACCCCUUGGAGAUACACACACACACAGCCUCCCUUGCCUUUCUACUGGACCUGUGAUUAGGAAAAAUAAAUUAUUCUGUGCCAGAGUCAAGGCGCACCCCCCAGCAUUGAGGGGGAGGGGGUGUGUACUGCAGCACCCCCUGGUGGGAGGUGUGUGCAUGUGCUGAAUGUAUCUAUGUUGUAUGAUACUGUACAGAUUCCUUCGUAGAGUUUUUGUGACCUCUUUGCUUUUUUGUACCAGGUUCUAUCCCGCCCCCCGGCGUGAGACGAGCUCGCUCAGGGUGAACAGUAUGAACCACGAAUAAAUAUUUUCCAAGCC
Mauremys reevesii (Reeves's turtle) is the source of this 3787-nucleotide messenger RNA. Its product is annotated as protein jagged-2-like. The record is from RefSeq and is a predicted model, not a curated record. Gene Ontology annotation, cellular component: plasma membrane; protein-containing complex. Lineage: Eukaryota; Metazoa; Chordata; Testudines; Geoemydidae. Gene Ontology annotation, biological process: establishment or maintenance of epithelial cell apical/basal polarity; heterophilic cell-cell adhesion; Notch signaling pathway. The coding region runs from base 20 to 1882 and encodes 620 amino acids. The transcript is spliced from 13 exons. Gene Ontology annotation, molecular function: calcium ion binding.